CAUCUGAGUCUUUGGUUUGCCAUUCAGACUCAGAGAUGAGCAGCAUGUGCAGUGUGGUGGAUAAGAAAAUCUCACAGUGAGAUCCAUUUGGAAUUAUUUGCUGAAUUGUAUUACUAUCUUUUCCCGUCUUUGUGAUUACACUUUUAUGUGUUUCCCCUACAGCUCUAUACUUCUCCCUUUCCAACCAACCCUAACACUGGUUUAGUGACAUCAAAUGUAGCUUCCCCUUCCUACCAAAUCAUCAGGUCGACUGGGUUUCAAAAGGCAGUGUUUCAGAGUCUGGACUCACACAUCCUCAUAAUCGGCACUGAAAUCAUCAUGGCAGCAGAGGGAAAUCUUGUUUCUGGUGGUGUUAUGUUGCUCCACACUGAAAGUGAAGGAAAACACUCAUAUGAAGUGAAAGGCUUUUUAAACUAUAACAAAGGAACAUUUGCAAGCAAUGGAGAUAAACUUAUAAUGAUAAACAACAAAUAUAUGGAGGAUUUGACUCCGCGGGCAUUUGCUGAGCUCCUGGUUGAAGGAUCACCCUCACUUACCAUACACCAUUCGCCCAAAAGAAAAACCGAAGAGUGUGAAUCUGAGGAAAUCAGUGUCCAUACAAAGGAGCCGACAGUCAUGAGAUUCAGCCUGAUGAUGGUAAGAGAGGAAGAUCUGGAAGCCACUGGAGUUGAACCAUCACCAGAGUGGGAAAGCGAAGACAUUGAGGAUGACUGUUUCAGUGAUGACAAUCUUCUGCUUGUGUCCAUGGCUGGCACAAGAUUCAGUAUGGUCGUUCCUCGAGGCUGUGACCCUGUCAACCCUUGCAACUGCUGUGGAGGGAUGAAUUGCCAGUUUAAUGAAGUUGUUGUCCUGCCUGCGACAGCUGAGAUUACCUUUAAUUCUGCAAGGAUUUUGAAACGGGUUACUGAGCAAACUAAUGUGAUCUUGAAGAGUGUCUUAAUGGGAAAGUAUGUCACCCCAGAAAAUCAGUGGAUGUUUUUGAGGGACACCAUGUCAGCAAAAAUCACCCUCUACUAUUACACUGCCACCAUGGGCCGUGAAGGUGUUCCUGUUGUACUGAACUUCACUGGCACAGAAAACUUCUUCUGCUGUACCACCAAGCAAGGUGAAGAUAAGAAGAUUUUAACACUCGUGAGCCAUAAUAAAAAGGACCUGAUAAACAUCUGUCCUGGUGACCAAGAAAAAUGGCCUCUUGUAUUCUACAUGUCUUCUGAUGGAGACAAUAUUCGGCGUUUUGAAUCAGCUCUUUAUAAAGGAUGGUUUAUUUACACACAAAAAGUAGAUAGUAAUGUAGUGGGCAUGCAAGAAGAUCAGUUUGACAGUAUACAAUGUGCCUUCUCAAUUAUAAUUAUGAGUGAGAAAGGGUCAUGUUGUUGGCAUAAAGUUCACACUUUAACAAAACAGUUUAUGUAUUGCUACCUCCUCCCUUUUAUAGGCUUAAUGAGUGAAUGUUUUGGUAAUGAUGCAAAGAGCCAAUUUUGUCCAAACCCUUCGAUUUUUUCUACUUUUGUGCCUUCCCCGAAAACAUACAGUACCUUCAAUUUUCCCUCCAAAACCUUACGCUGUGGUAUAUCGUGUCUUAUUACUUCCUCUUCCUGCUACACGAAGGCUUCAGACAUUAAAAAAAGCACCAUUCAGAGGCAGGGCUCACACGUUUUGAUAAGCAUCGAGCUCAACAUGGCAGCAGAGAAUGUACAUCAUCCGAGCACUGAAGAAACAGAAGAGUGUGAAUCUGAGGACACCCGAUGCAAUAAAAAGUUGAAGUUCAUAAGAUUCAGCCUGUCGAUUGAAGAUACUGAGAUAGGUGGGCAUCAGGAGCCAUCAGAUGCACAAGCAGAGGGGGAAGAGAAGGACAUUGAGGAUGACUGUUUCGGUGAUGACGAUCCGCUUCAUUCCCUUGCUAACAUGAGCUUGAAUCUGGUUAUUGAUCAAGACUCUGAUGCUGACAACCCUUUCUGCAACUGUGAUCGGCAGUUUAAAGAAAGUGUGAUCAAGUCUGAGAAAGCUGAUAUUUCCUAUAUUUCUGCACAAAUUUGGAAAGUGAUUAAAGAACAAAAAAGUUUAUUCCUGAAGACACGCGAAGGAUGCAAGUAUGUUGCAUCAAGACAAAAUGAGAUAUGUUUGGAGAGCACCAUGUCAGCAAAAAUUACCAUCUUUCAAGGCACCUUCCGUGGCAUGGUCACUAAUGACAGUGAAUCGGGUGUUCCCAUUGUGCUGAACUUCACAGGCACAGAUAACUUCCUGUCCUGCACCAGCAAAGGAGAGGAAAAGAUUUUAACAGUUAAAACGUACGACAGAAAAAAGAUUUCUGCAGAUGACCCAGAAAAAUCAUCCCUCAUUUUCUACAUGUCUCAAAAGCGGGAUGGUCUCCGGUAUUUUGAGUCAGCACUCUACAGAGGAUGGUUCAUUCACACUAUAAAUGAUAUUGGUGUGAAAAUGCAAAGAGGCAAUAAUGCACCCAGCAGUUGCUUUGUCAUUGAGAGAGAGUGAGACCACAAAAUCUACUGAAUAUUAAAUCUUCUUAUUAUAUUUUA
Molecule: messenger RNA, 2534 nt
Organism: Cyprinus carpio (common carp)
Lineage: Eukaryota; Metazoa; Chordata; Actinopteri; Cypriniformes; Cyprinidae
Biological process (GO): cellular response to lipopolysaccharide; positive regulation of gene expression; inflammatory response
Molecular function (GO): cytokine activity
Source: RefSeq, a predicted model, not a curated record